Exaiptasia diaphana is the source of this 1563-nucleotide messenger RNA. Its product is annotated as dnaJ homolog subfamily A member 1. The record is from RefSeq and is a predicted model, not a curated record. Gene Ontology annotation, cellular component: cytosol; cytoplasm. Gene Ontology annotation, molecular function: ATP binding; Hsp70 protein binding. Gene Ontology annotation, biological process: protein refolding; response to heat. Lineage: Eukaryota; Metazoa; Cnidaria; Anthozoa; Actiniaria; Aiptasiidae.
UAUUCCUGGUAACUAAUUUAAAACGGGAAGACUCUGUUGGUGACUCAGCCAUUUCUCAGAAGAGUGUUCGAAAAAUCCUCAAUUUUAGACAAUUGCCAACGGCUUAGAUCGUCAUAAUGGUAAAAGAAACAAAGCUUUAUGACAUAUUGGGAGUAAACCCAGAAGCAUCGGCUUCAGAGAUAAAGAAAUCAUAUAGAAAGUUGGCAUUAAAGUAUCAUCCUGACAAAAAUCCCACUGAAGGCGAAAAGUUCAAGCAAAUCUCCAUGGCUUAUGAAGUUCUAUCUGAUGAGAAGAAAAGAGAAAUCUAUGAUCAAGGUGGAGAGGAGGCUCUGAAAGGAGGUGGUGAUGGGGGUGGCUUCCAUUCUCCCAUGGAUAUCUUUGAUAUGUUCUUUGGUACUGGAAGAUCUAGACGGCAAGGUGAACAAAGAGGGAAAGAUAUGGUCCAUCAACUGAAGGUGUCAUUAGAAGACAUGUACAAUGGUGCCACCAGGCAGCUGGCACUACAGAAAAAUGUCAUCUGUUCAAAGUGUGAGGGAAGAGGAGGCAAAAAGAAAAAGAUCGCUGUAAAACCUGUCAAGGCAAGAAAGUUGUACGGGAGAGAAAAAUUCUUGAAGUUCACAUUGACCGUGGCAUGAGAGAUGGCCAGAGGAUCACUUUCCAUGGAGAAGGGGAUCAAGAGCCUAACGUAAAACCAGGGGAUAUUAUUAUCGUUUUAGAUGAAUCACCCCAUUCUAUAUUUAAAAGAGAUGGUAUGGAUUUAUACAUGACAAUGGAAAUUGAGCUAGUUGAAGCUUUGUGUGGAUUCAAACGAACAAUAAAAACACUAGAUAAGGACACACAUUAUCUUGUCAUCAAAACAGAACCAGGAGAAGUCAUACAACCAGGUGAUGUCAAAUGCAUCAUGAAUGCUGGUAUGCCUUCACCUCGCCGACAGUUUGACAAAGGAUCUCUCAUUAUUAAGUUUGAUAUAAAAUUCCCAGAAACCAUAAAACCACAAAAAAUUACAGCUUUGGAGAAACUACUGCCUCCAAGAACAGAAAUGAUUAUACCAGAUCAAGCUGAAGAAGUUGUCCUUAAAAAAAUUGACCCAGAAGAAAUGAAAAGAGAGAGAAGGCAGUAUUAUGGAAAUGCUUAUGAUGAAGAUGAAGACGAUGGCAGGCAACAUGGUGUUCAAUGUCAAACACAGUAGACUGUGCUUUUAUUUACAUCUAUUUUUUAAAAGAAGACGAAUUAAUGUCGUAUUACCAUUGACAUUCUGUACCKAAAGUCGUUAUUCUCUCCCAACCAUUGCUGAACCAAUUCUUUAUGGCUGAAACUGAAUUCUGUGACAAACCUAUUGUACUUAAGUCACACUCAAUCAAGCUAAUUGUUGUUGCUGUUAUUUACUAUGUAACGUGAGGGCAUUAAAUUUUAUAAACAGCUGUAUUUGGCAACUGUGUUAAUGUCCUCGCUCUAUCUCUUCACUCCACUAUAGUGUCUAUGUUAUAUGUGCAAACAAUCUACUAAAUUAUGUAAGAGUAAUUCUUCAACUUGAAUUCUUCAAUAAAUCGUAAUAGCUACCAA